Messenger RNA from Rosa chinensis, 1662 nucleotides. RefSeq lists its product as uncharacterized. The transcript is spliced from 3 exons. NCBI's taxonomy places the organism in Eukaryota, Viridiplantae, Streptophyta, Magnoliopsida, Rosales, Rosaceae. The coding region runs from base 938 to 1507 and encodes 189 amino acids. The record is from RefSeq and is a predicted model, not a curated record.
GGACUCUCUCUUCUUCUCUCUUUUCUCUUUCUUCUUUCUUCUUUCCUCUUUCUUUUCCCGUCCCUUCUUGUUCUUCCCUCCCCUCUUUUUUUCCCUUUUUUCCUUCUUUCUUCUUCUUCUCCCCAAACGCCUCCACUGUAGCUAUGCUGAUCGGAGGACGAAUCUGAGUUGUGCAAGGUCUGGUAGUUUGAUUGGAUAACAUAGUCUGAGGCUCUGAGCUUGAUUUGAUAACGAAGUUCGAGCCUGAGCAAGAGGAUCGAAGUUUGAGCUUGAUUCCAUAAACCCAGACUCUCAAUGGUGGAAGAUGGUGGCUUUGGAGGGCGGAGGAAUGGUUUGGAGCAAGUGUUCUCAGAUCAAACAGAUCUGUUUUUUUUUUUAGCUUUUGGGCCCGAAAAAACCGGAGGACCGGCCCUUUUUUUUUCGGUCCAGGCCUUUCCGGUCCCUAAAACUUAAAAACAAAAUUUGAGCCCGACCCGAAAAAUUAGGGCUCGGUCCCGGGCCUUGCAAAUUACCUACCGGGCUCGGCCCGUGCCCAGGCCUAAUUGCUAUGAACUAAUAUGAGUUUGGUUGUGGCUUGUAUUAACACAAUUUAUUAUGGCUUGUAUUCCUUCAGCGUAUGUUCCUGCUUAAGAAUGUGGAAAUCUUAUUGUUGAUCAAAUUGGAAAUGGUAUAUUCCUUUAGAUGCCUAGUGCAUGUAUGUCAAUAAAAAACUGAUGCAGGUUAUAAAGAAAGUAUUAUCAUAAUUGCAGGACACAAGGCUGAUGGAGACUGGAAACCUCAAGCUUAUCAAGCAGUAGUAGAUAAGUUGAAUGCUACAUGGCAACUUGGUCUCACAAAACUUAAUGUCAAGAAUAGACUCAAGGCUUGGAAGAGACAUUAUGCUAUUAUCACCGACAUCAAAAGUCAAAGCGGGCUUGUUUGGGAUGAAGAGAAAAAGAUGGUUCCAAUCACUGCAGAAAACCUGGAAAUUUGGAAUGCUUAUGUUGAGUCACAUCCUAAUGCUAAAGGAUAUCAAAACAAGUCAAUAGAAAAUUGGGAUGAUAUCGCUAUGCUAUGUGGGAGGAAUAGAGCUACUGGUGAAGGAGCAGAAGAUGUUGGAGAUGCUGAAGAAACUAUGGAAUUUGAAGCAGAAGAAGAUGAAAGUGAUGUGACUCCCAAUUCACAUGCCACACAUGCAGCAACUUCGACUUGUGAAUCACAUCCUCCAAAUAAGAAAAAGAAAAAGGAUCCACUAGCACAAGCAAUUGGUGAUGUGGCCAACACCUUGAAAGAGUUUAUGGCAGCUCAAGUCUCCCCACAACUCAAAGGAGAGGAUGUACAUGAAGUGGUUUCUAAAGUAGCAAACCUCAGCAAAUUGCAAGUCUUCAAAGCUGUACGCAUAUUGAUGAGUGGUAACCCCGAAGAAUUUUCUCUACUGAAGUCUCUUAAUGAUGCUGAAAAGAGUGAGUGGAUAAGAAUGCUCAUAUGGCAAUCUGAAGGGCAACCAAGAAUUGAGGGUGGAGCAUGACAAUUUGGAGUUUCAUGGGAUGGAACUACGGAGAUGAAAAAGUUAUUAUUAUUAUUAUUAUAUUUUUUUGAGAAUAUAAGAUGAAACACUUCGGAUGUGUAUAAUUGAGGAUAUGAGACGGAAUUAUACUGAUGAAACACAUAUUAUUAUUAUUA